UCGGUUCUUAGUUUAUUGAUAUGCUAUUGGGAUUCUGUAUUAUCGAACUACCAGACUCGAACGAACUGAGAGUUUUUAAAAAGUUGAAUGCGUUCGGAACGAAGCGCGAGGCAUACGGAGUUCAUGUAGAAAAACUGUACGAAUAGAGAAUUCUUUUUCUUUGCAACAUUUCGGAGGAGUUCCAAACUCGGCGAGGAAGAAUUUUGAUUACGUCACUGGGAGGAAGAUGGAGGAUAAAGUUCCAAAAUAUUCAAAAAUUCGAAAAAAUAGAUAGCAUGUAAAAUGGACCAAGGUGAAAGAAGUUCCGACUUCAAUUACCAUUACAGCAAUAUUGAAAUUCAUUAAUAUAAGAAAAAAAAUGAAUGUAUCAAUAAAACUCAUCAUCAUUUUUUUAUUGACUUUACUUCUCCCUUACGCUUACUGUAAUAAGAAAAAUACUACACAGUUUUUAUGCAAGGAUGGGCUGUUAUUACCAAGAUGGCUACCGGAUAGGAAUCUAAGUACGGGAGAUGUAGUAGCGAGAGGUUUGAUUUAUUUUGUUGCUCUAGUUUAUAUAUUCAUAGGAGUAUCCAUCAUAGCGGAUCGUUUCAUGGCUUCUAUUGAAGUCAUCACAUCGAAGGAGAAAGAAGUUGUGAUCAAGAAACCAAAUGGUGAAACACAAACAAUAAAUGUUAGGAUAUGGAACGAAACGGUUUCCAAUUUGACUCUAAUGGCACUCGGAUCAUCUGCACCCGAGAUAUUGCUGUCCAUCAUUGAAGUAUACGGACAGAAUUUUGAAGCUGGUGAGUUAGGACCAGGAACUAUAGUGGGUAGUGCUGCUUUUAAUAUGUUUGUCAUUAUAGCAAUUUGUGUAUGGAGCAUACCUUCUCCUGAAAAUCGUAGGAUAAAGCACUUGAGAGUAUUUUUCGUCACCAUGACUUGGAGUGUCUUCGCUUAUAUUUGGCUUUACCUCAUCUUAACCUGGUCGAGUCAUGGAGUGAUCGAAGUAUGGGAGGGGCUCCUGACUUUUUUUUUCUUCCCAACCACUGUUCUAACAGCUUAUAUUGCGGAUAGAAGGUUAUUUAUUUAUAAAUUCCUAUCUAAACGGUACAGGAUGAACAAGAGGGGUGUUAUAGUCGAAGGUGAGGGUGAUGUGGAGAUGGGCACUGCUAAUAAAAGCAGUGCUUCCGAUACCGGGUUUAAAGUGUUCGAAGAAGAAGAUAACGAUGAGAUCAGAGAAUUUGAGGAGCAUAGACGGGAAUAUAUACAGUUAUUGAGGGAUAUCAGAAGGAAAAAUCCUCGAUGCAGUAUGGACGAAAUCGAAAUGAUGGCAAGAGAAGAGAUCUUAAACAAAGGACCCAAAAGUAGGGCUUUCUACAGGAUUCAGGCCACCAGAAAAUUGAUGGGUGGUGGUAAUUUGGUUAGAAAGAAGAUCGAACGUCCAGAACCUCCACCUACUAAAGAACAGGUUAAGAAGAAAGAAGAGAAAGACGAUUCGGUUAGGAUUUUCUUUAAUCCUGGCCACUAUACAGUUAUGGAGAAUGUGGGCCAAUUUGCAGUAACUAUCAGCCGAGAGGGUGACCUGAAUAAUGCAGUUUGCGUAGAUUUUGCCACCGAAGAUGGAACCGCUAACGCCGGUGACGAUUACGAACCCCUAGAGGGUACAAUUGUCUUCCGUCCUGGUGAAGCUCACAAACAGAUCUUCAUCACGGUCAUCGACGAUGACGUUUUCGAGGAAGACGAACAUUUUUACGUCAAGCUGAGCAAUCCACGUUACUUACUCUCACCGGACGGUUACCCUCGUGCCAUGAAUGGUUCUCCGGGCCAAAUUAAUCCCAGGCCACCCGUGAAGCUAGUGAACCCUUCUCUUGCUACAGUGAUGAUAUUGGAUGAUGAUCACGGAGGUAUUUUCACAUUUAGUGACUCUCAACAAGAGGUGCCUGAGUCUAUUGGACUGUAUAGGCUACGUGUCAACAGAUAUAGCGGUGCUCGGGGAAGAGUUUUUAUAACUUUUAGAACCCUAGAUGGAAGUGCUAAAGCUAAUAAAGAUUACGAACCUAUUGAUGGUGUUCUAUUGUUCGAAAACAACGACACUUGGUAAGUAU
This is a messenger RNA of Centruroides sculpturatus (bark scorpion), 2084 nucleotides long. Its product is annotated as sodium/calcium exchanger 3-like. Gene Ontology annotation, biological process: sodium ion transmembrane transport; calcium ion import across plasma membrane; cell communication. The record is from RefSeq and is a predicted model, not a curated record. The coding region runs from base 359 to 2080 and encodes 573 amino acids. Gene Ontology annotation, cellular component: sarcolemma; axon; postsynapse. NCBI's taxonomy places the organism in Eukaryota, Metazoa, Arthropoda, Arachnida, Scorpiones, Buthidae. Gene Ontology annotation, molecular function: calcium:sodium antiporter activity. The transcript is spliced from 2 exons.